This is a messenger RNA of Salvia miltiorrhiza (redroot sage), 1677 nucleotides long. RefSeq lists its product as uncharacterized. The record is from RefSeq and is a predicted model, not a curated record. The transcript is spliced from 6 exons. NCBI's taxonomy places the organism in Eukaryota, Viridiplantae, Streptophyta, Magnoliopsida, Lamiales, Lamiaceae. Bases 342 to 1562 code for a protein of 406 amino acids.
ACUGAACCACACACGAAGAUAUAAGAAGUAUGAUCCCUUUGUUUUGGCGAGUCAAGUAGUUCAAGUGUUUUACUGUCCCUAUCCCAGUACGAACCAAUCAAAGAAAAAUUGGUGGUCAGCAUGCAAAGUCAACGCAAGAUCUAAGGUUGAAGUGUCUACUGCAGCAUCUACAUCAACAUUAGAUCAACCAUUUCAAGAAGAAGUGGUUACUAUUAUGCCUACUCACACAAGUGUAGGCAUUGAACAACCACUUCUCCUUCAUCCCCUCGGUGGAGUCGUUGAGAUUGAAGAUGACGAUGAAGCAGAAGACGAUGAUUCCCCGUUGACAUCUAACGAUAGUGAUGAUGAUAGUAGUGAUGCUUAUGAAUAAAUGCAUCAUGUCUACCUCUCGAGGUUUGUUGGGAUUUGGGAGGCGAUAUGGCGUUAAUGCGCCAGAAGCUACAGCAGAUACAUCUGAUGGGUCUGGGACGCAUAUUUCUGGGACUCCCGAGACUCCCCAGGCUUCUAGUAGUUCACGGGCUAGAAGGCCUAGGGGCCCUACAGCUGCCGCUAUCAGAGAGAGAGAGGUUAAGGCACCUGAUGGGAGGACGGUAUUUCAGAGGCAUCCUGAGACUGGUGUUUUGUUGGAGCCCACUGGCCUGUCCAAAGCUUGCACGUGCACAUUUAAGAUGUUUGAAAACCCAGGCGGGUACACAUGGAAGUUGACGCCCCCGGCGAUGAAGGAUAAAUUUUUUGAUGAAUUACAGAAAGAGUUUACGUGGCAGCCCGAUGAUGAGCAUGACGUGAGGAUCAUGUGGGAGACAAAAGCCCGCAAAAGGUACUCCGACAUGAUGAGCGACUACAAGACAACUCUCAAGCAGUGUAUCAGCCAAGGGAGAGAGAUGUCUAGGCCCGCCUGGAUGACUCCCGAUUUCUGGACUGGACUCCGGGAUUACUGGCAUCAGCCCGAGGUUGAGGCUGUUUCAACUCGAGCUCGUGCCAACCGGAUGUCCGAGCCCGAUGGGGAGGGUACAGGGAUCAGUAGGCACGUGGGCGGGUCCCAGUCGACUCGUAUCCUGCAGCAGUAUAUGAGCUUGGAUCCUGGUACUCCCCAGGAUGCACCGAACUAUGCCACCUUCCUCCGCCUCCACACGUACGCCGACGGAAGUUAUACGUCGGAGAGAGAUGCUAGAAUUGACGCCGAGGUUCAUCGACUGGCCGCUGCCACAGGACGACAGGAGCGGCUAGACGAGGUGUAUUUGGAGGUGGUGCAAAUUGAUAGGUCACGGAUCUACGGCGUCGGGAGUGCCGGGCAGAGUCAGGCUAGUAGGGGGUCUAUCCGCAGCACGGGCACUUCUGCGGUGUCUCAGCAGCUUUAUGAGACACGGAUCUCCACGCUGGAGGAGCGAUUGGCGGCAGAGCAAGCACAACGCCAACAGAUAGAGGAGCGCAUGGCGGCAGAGCAAGCAGAACGCCAACAGAUGCAGGACCGCGUGGCUCAAUUGGAGGCGUUUAUGAUGAUGUAUAAGGCUCCGCCACCUCCACACCCUGAUGCCGAUGAUGAUGAUGAUGAUGAUGCUUAGACUUAUGUUUAUGUUUUCAAACAAAAUUACAUUUGCACUUUCUUUUCAAAUUUAUGUUUUAUUGAACUAUAUAUUUCAAGUGCUUUAAUUAUUAAAACUAUAAAUGUUUUAUAUA